Messenger RNA from Durio zibethinus, 1185 nucleotides. The record is from RefSeq and is a predicted model, not a curated record. NCBI's taxonomy places the organism in Eukaryota, Viridiplantae, Streptophyta, Magnoliopsida, Malvales, Malvaceae.
AUGUCUAAUGCAGAAAAGGAGAGAGAGACUAAUGUUUACUUGGCCAAACUCGCUGAACAAGCUGAACGUUACGAAGAAAUGGUGGAGAGUAUGAAACAAGUGGCGAAACUUGAUUGCGAGCUGACAGUGGAAGAAAGGAACCUUCUUUCGGUUGGAUACAAGAAUGUGAUUGGUGCACGAAGGGCUUCUUGGCGGAUCAUGUCUUCGAUUGAACAAAAGGAGGAAUCCAAAGGAAAUGAAGAUAAUGUUAAGCUGAUCAAAGGGUAUCGCCAAAAGGUAGAGGAAGAGCUGUCCAAGAUUUGCACUGACAUUUUGAGCAUCAUUGACAAGCAUCUCAUUCCUUCUUCUGCCACUGGUGAAGCCACUGUUUUUUACUACAAGAUGAAAGGUGAUUACUACCGGUACAUUGCUGAGUUCAAGACAGAUCAGGAGAGGAAAGAGGCUGCUGAGCAGUCAUUGAAGGGUUAUGAGGCUGCUACUGCCACCGCAAACACAGAUCUUCCUUCAACCCACCCGAUUCGUCUUGGCCUGGCCCUUAAUUUCUCUGUCUUUUAUUAUGAGAUAAUGAAUUCUCCCGAGAGGGCCUGUCAUCUGGCUAAGCAAGCCUUUGAUGAGGCAAUCUCGGAGUUGGACACUUUGAGUGAGGAGUCAUACAAGGAUAGCACCCUGAUUAUGCAGCUUCUGAGAGACAACCUCACCCUUUGGACUUCUGAUUUGCCUGAAGAUGGAGGUGAAGAUAGCGUAAAAGGUGAAGAUGCUAAACCUACUGCCGAAGCUGAGGUAAAAGGCGAGGUAAGGGCUUGCCAUGGUUUCUUCUUUAGGAAUUUAUUUUCGUAAUUACCCUUUUUCCUUGCAUCAAAAAGUUUAAUUCGUUUUUGCAGAAUCAUUGAUGAGGAACCAGGGAGCCUGUAUGGGGCAAUUCAAUGUUUUUAAUACUCUACAGAAUUGGCUUCUUAUAGCUCUUCUCACAAGAGGAUUGGAUCAACCAGUUUGGCCCUUUUACAAUGCUAAACCGAUCGUUUUCAGAACAACCAAAACCAGAUGACGAAAUUGAUCAGUUGAUCCAACCAUAUUUUCCGUUUUUUGUUGCGUUUGCUUUUAUUCAAUGUUCUCUACUCUGAAAAUAUUUAUUGAAACUAUGAAUGUUUUGUUAAAUUUUGCUUUAUAUUGCAUCCUAUCCCUUUG